Molecule: messenger RNA, 4499 nt
Organism: Dufourea novaeangliae
Lineage: Eukaryota; Metazoa; Arthropoda; Insecta; Hymenoptera; Halictidae
Gene: Grip163
Product: gamma-tubulin complex component 6
Exons: 16
Coding region: 82-4479 (1465 amino acids)
Biological process (GO): cytoplasmic microtubule organization; mitotic cell cycle; spindle assembly
Cellular component (GO): equatorial microtubule organizing center; gamma-tubulin complex; spindle pole
Molecular function (GO): microtubule minus-end binding; gamma-tubulin binding
Source: RefSeq, a predicted model, not a curated record
UGAAAAUAUAGGCAUGUAUCCUCUUGUUGUGCUAGAUAAUUUAAGUUUUUAAUUAUUGUCAACACUAGUGUAUACACAGUAAUGAAUUCCGACGAUGAUGUUGACGUUUAUGGUCUCAUUACCGAUUUAAGUAGACACUUGUUACAAACGUAUCGACAGCCUUUUCGUCGAAACGCUCAAUUUAUCUACGAUCAUGACAACAAAACGGUCAAGUUUCUUCGGAGCAAGGCUUUCGAGAUAUUACUUAAGAAAGCCGAUGGAAAAGCCCUUAAGCAAGAUUACAUGGACCAUGAACAGAUUGACCCAAUAUUAGAAAUACAAAAGCAUGUCUUUAUAAUGAAAUUAGGAUUAAUGCGUUCGGGUGAUCCUGUUGCAUUGGAGAGGCUGUUAGGAGACCUCGAGGAGUCUUCUUGCUCAAAUGCAUCCAUAUAUUCUGUUUUACAACUACUUGUUUGUUUGAAAAAUUUUAAUGUUACCCCUGAGCCAAUUACAAAUAUAUUUUAUUAUGGUAAAGCUAAUCCUGCUGUACCUGAAAUCACAUAUACUACCAGUAAUGCACAGUGUUUCCAACCAUUCCCUAUGGAAUGUUUUAUAUUGUCCAAUAAAUUUGAAGCAACAUUAGAAACACAAAGGCUUCAAGUUAUGCAUGCUUUACCAGCAGCUAUUACAAAUGAAUUACACCUUUUACAUGGAACAGUAAAGUCCAGUGGCACAAUUGGGACAGAGUCUGCAGACAUAUCUAUUACGUCAGAUUUCACAUCUGCUCAUGUAUUUGACACGGUCUCAUCUCAAGCACUGAUAUUUUCGAAUCAGUAUUUUAUGAAAAACUUAAAUUUAGAUUCAUACUUUUCGCAGGAAGUACUGACAUGUGGCAAUGACAACGAAAGUAAGUACAGUUUUUCCAGCGAGAAAAGCCUUGUAGCCAAGUAUUCUUAUCUUCCGUUUUCUUGCUCGGAAGCAAUUGCCUUGGAGGAUGAAAUUCUUAUAGAUGGUUGGAAGUCUUCGGAUCAUAGUGUCAUCGAAGAAUUGAACUUUCCUACGGAGUGUCAGAACUACGAAUGGAACGAUAUCGACCAUAUUAAUAACGUUUCCGUUUCUCACCGUCGUACGUGGGAACGUCUUGGAGAAAUACAACCCCCAAAGGAACGAAUGUUUCUGACUGAUAUUCCAACAGCUUCGAUACAUCUAGCGAAAAUUAAACAAAUGAACAGCUUAUCGUUGCUUUCACGAAAGAUGAUAAACACUGUGCUGCUGUUGGAAGAAAUUUCUGUAAGAAAUUUUGUCGGUGAUUUAAAAUCAAUGUUACUCGGAAUAGAGUCAAAUACUUUCGACUACAUGCAUGUGAAGGGAUUCACGUUACGAAAGAACAUCAGUGUGCACGGCGUGUGCUCGCAGUCGUUACAAAAAGCUUGCCAAGAAGCUAUCAAUUGGGGUAACUGCUUUAGAUUCUUAUCGGAUUUUAUUAUGCCGCAAAUACAAACCGGCAAAUUAUUACAGGAGGGUCUUAUAUUUAAGGCUGUGUGCACAAGUAUCAAGGAAUUAUUGCUUUAUUAUCGAGCGACACUCGUUAGAAUUUUCAAUCACGAAAAUACGUCAGAGCGGUUGUUGAAGACGUUCCAGAGAGUGCGUCCAGUGGCCAGGUUAAUCACGAAAGUUGCUAAACUCUGCAAACCUUACAAAGAAAAUGAAUGUACGCUUCCGGAAGGGAGCAGUAUUCUAACUAGAAUUUAUAACGAGGCGAUUCAAGUGACAGAUACUAAAGUCGCUUUGGUAUUCUAUUUUUUACUGAAAUCAUGCUGCGAUGUUUACUUUCGAUUCUUGCAAAAAUGGAUGUUUGAAGGUGUAUGCGAUGAUAUUUAUGGUGAAUUUAUGAUUAAAACCCGAUCACAGUACCUACGUAAUAGGGAUCAUAAAUUUUGGACAAAAAGUUUUAGCGUUCGUAACGAAGCAAUUCCCGGUUUUCUAAGCAGUUUAGCGGAAUCAAUACUGCAGUGUGGGAAAACAGUGAGACUUCUAAGAAUCUGCGACACAAAGAAUCCUGUAUGUCGUGUAUGCAUGACCGAACAACCGGAAUUGAAAGUUUGUUUGAGUGUGACCACACUCUGCGAACAAUCAUCAAGGUACCGAAAAUACGAACAGAAAGGUAAAGCAGCUCUUGGCCCGACACUUUCUUUGUCCACGGCUAUUCUCCAGCAGAAACAGUUGGAAAAGGAAAUGGCCGAGUUUGUUAUUCGGGCACAACACGAUACACUAUUGAGAAUUCGACGAGAACGGGAGGACGCGUUGAAAAAAAUCGCUCAAACGAAGCGUGACUUUUUUACAAAAAAUUCACGUCACGUCGAACGAACAAACAUUCUAAAUUACUAUGAGAAUCUAGCAAUCGAGAUUGAUAAUCGUUGCAUGCGUUCUAAAUGGCGUGCCAAAAGAAUGGCUUUCUUUGAGAAGAGGAUCGACGUAUUAGCUUCGAUGAACCGAAAUUCGCAGGAUCAGUUGAAAGUUAUAGAACAAGUCCGUCCUGUCCUCGGAUCAAGUCCCUCGACACCGAUCUCGUUUGAAGAUGAAAAUAAAAAUUAUGCGCGAGCGUCCUAUCAAACGUUUGUCGGAAAUGCAUUUGCAUCAACGACAGCUACGAUUUUUCAAGCCGGCCAAGAAGAUUUGAGACGAAGUCGACUUACAGAUUACACGGACACGGCAUUGAACAAUAAUAACGAGGACAGCAAUUUUUGCGUUGUCGAUCCAUUGAAUAAUCAACGAGUAAAAGACUCAAAGGGGGAAACGAUGUCGAAGCUACCGAGAAGCGUGACCCCAACGAGAGUGAUCAUUGCUACGGACGCCGAUCGGUUAUACGCGACAGUACCUUCUACAAAUAAGAAACUUGACAACAUUCUGAACAGUAAGCCCGACCACUGUGCGGUUCGUACAGCGACGAUCGAGAGGCCCACUGUUUUAAAUGUUGUGAAAAUCGAUAACUCAACGAUAGAAUCGGGUGUUCGCAAAAACGUAUGGUCCCUGGAAGGUAACAUGACACCAAAUAAUAACGAGCUUAACGUGGAAAAAAUCAAAAUUACAUUCGACGCCAGCGAUAUGACAUGCAGUGUCGCUGACAGUGCCGAGGAUACUGGAAAUCCGAACGAGAGAAAUGAUCUAGAAACACCCAUGUCGUGUACGACGGACAAUUUUCCUUCAUCGGUGCAGAGUCCCGUUUCACAAACGCACAAUUCGGAGGAUCGUUCACCCAUUGAGAUCUCUAGUAUCGAGAUGCUGUCCACUUCGUCUCGUACAUUUACGAAAUCACCUGCAGCCAUAAAACAAGAUGCAACGUUUUCCGAUAUAUUUGCAUUACAACAGGACGAACCAGCACCUAUCGUGUUACCGGCAACAGCCAGUAACUUGACCGUUUCCGACGUCGAGUUAAUCGAUCACACUUCCCUUCAAGCUUACCUGGAGAAGUCGAUUCGUGUUCCUCUGGAAGUACAGAGUCGACUCGUUAACAAUGCAGUUAUUAAAUACUUUUUAAAAGAAAACAAUUUAUUAUUGCAUUUGCAUAGUUUACGUAGUUACUUCUUUUUGUUGAACGGAGAAUUUUCAAAGAGCUUGACGGAUGCGCUUUAUACCCGUUUAUACGAAAUCUCUAUACCCGUUGAAUUAUUUAAUUCCGCCACGUUAACGAACCUCUUGGAACGAGCCCUCGUCAAUUCAUUCAACAACGUUUACGUCAACUCGGAACUUCUCGGUCUCUCGGCUACAAACCCACCGACGCAGUUGCACAUGUCCGAUCCAGCUGCGUUAGACUGUCUGUCACUAAAUUACAAGAUAAUCUGGCCGUUGAAUAUUAUACUCGACGAUGCGGUUAUGCAACAGUAUGGGAAAGUAUUUAAAUUUCUGAUAACAAGUGGUCGAGUAUCGUGGGUGUUGCAAGAAGAUUUCAGUAUCAUGAAGCGAGAACGCAAAGCACUUACAUCGCAACAGUAUCAUAAGUUGCAGUUAUACAGGCAUUCGAUGACGCAAUUCAUGAAUGCUUUGCAUAAUUAUUUAACAUGCAGCGUUCUAUACGCCAGCUGGACUGAAUUCGAGAAAGAUUUGGAACAUUCGUUGACCGUGGAUCAGAUUUAUUUGUCGCAUGUGAAUUACAUAAAACGAAUACUCUCGAGAUGUAUGCUGAACGCUCGUGGCGAAAAAGUGCGUGUCUGUUUGAAUAACAUAUUUAAAGUUAUCUUGAAAUUCCACAACAGAUUACGAUCUCAUUCUUGGACCAUGAAAUCGACAGGAUACGUGCACCCGAAUUUUAAAAGGCUGGAACAAAUGUAUCAAGCAUUCUGCGAAUUACGCGCGUACAUGGCGCACGUUGCGUUUAAAUUGGCUACUAGCGGCUAUCAACCGCACUUGAUGCAUUUUUUAAAUGCUCUUAACAUAAACCACAUGUAUGAUUUAACUGUGAAGACCUAUCGAGGUUCUUCGACAGGACCUUCAGAGUUAUAAUAAAUUAUACCAUCUUUGAU